Messenger RNA from Arachis stenosperma, 1463 nucleotides. RefSeq lists its product as uncharacterized. NCBI's taxonomy places the organism in Eukaryota, Viridiplantae, Streptophyta, Magnoliopsida, Fabales, Fabaceae. The transcript has 2 exons. The record is from RefSeq and is a predicted model, not a curated record. Bases 325 to 1299 code for a protein of 324 amino acids.
CAUUUCCUUUUUUCUUUUUUCUUUUCUUUUCCUUCUCACUUUAUUCUUCCACAGACACACACACAUAUCCUCUCUCUCUCUCUCUCUCUCAAUUUAAAUAUCCCCUUCCUCUAUAACCAUCUCUUCCCCUUCCCCUCCCCCUCCUCCUCCUUCUUCUUCUUCUUCUUUGGUCACACUCUAACCAUCCAACCAACCAACCAACCAUCCUUUUUUUAUUAAUUAAAUUAUUAUUAUUGUUAUUAAUUAAAACAAAAUUCUAUUCCGAAAGAGGCAUCUUCUAUCCAUAAACGGGAAACUGAAAACCGCAGCAGCUUGUUGAAUUGAAUGGAUCCUUCAUCCACGAACUCUGUGAACGGAUUCUACUCGUUUCUAACACGAGGGAUCGACGAUCUAGAGAGAGUGUUCUUGAGCACCAACUUCAUGUCAAUCCAGUUUCUUCAAAGAGCGUUGUCUCUUCUCCGAUCCUUCCACACGCAAUUGACCCUUCUCGUUCAGAAGCUCCACCUUCCCGUCGGUGACAAGUGGCUCGACGAGUACAUGGACGAGAGCUCUAAGCUCUGGGAAGCAUGCCACGUCAUCAAGUCAGGAAUCUCCGGCAUCGACAACUACUACUCCGCCGCAUUGAACAUCACUUCCUCUCUUGACUCUCACCGCCACAUCACCCCUCAGCUCUCUCGUCAGGUUAUGAGAGCAAUCUCGGGGUGUAGAAGAGAGGCAGUGGGGUUAGAGGAAGAAAACAGGGCGUUAAUGGAAACGAGGAUUCAGCCUUUGUCGCUACGAUUCGAAGAGAGGGUGUCGAUAGAGUCGAAGCUGAACGGGUUCAAUGGAUUCAGGGGAGUGCUAUAUGCAAUGAGGAACGUGAGCUCGUUACUUCUGAUGAUUCUACUAUACGGAUUGGUGUACUGCUACCCUGAAUCAUCAUCGGAUUUUGUGGUGGGAGGGUACGAAGGGUGCUUGUUUCUGGGGUCGGCGUUUAUGAUAUCGACGGCGAGGCUGCAGCAGCGGGUGGCGGCGGAGAUCGGGAGGAUGAGGGGGGCGGUGGCGCCGGGGAUGAUGCUAUAUGAAUUCAGGAGGUCAAAGGCGGCGAUGGAGGAGCUGAGGGUGGAGCUUGAGAGGCAGCAGGGUGCGGUGGUGGAGUGGGAAGCAGAGGUUGGAAUAAGGGAGAGAGUGGAGAAUCUGAGAGGGUGUUUUGGUGUUCUGAGAUCUGGUGCUGAUAACAUUGUUGGACAGCUUGAUGAUUUCUUUGAUGAGAUUGUUGAAGGAAGGAAGAAGCUUUUGGACUUUUGCAGCCAUAGGUAAAAAAACAGAAAAAAGAAGAAAAAGAAAAAAAAGAAAAGAAUAGAAACAACAGUGUGUUGAGUAAAAGGAAAAAAAAAAUGAAACAAGAACAAGGUAGAGAGAAUAGAUGAUGAUGGGGGUGGUUGUAUCUUUUUAAUUUAUUAACCCUUUUUUAUUUUAUAUUC